Harmonia axyridis is the source of this 1317-nucleotide messenger RNA. It is a transcript of the gene AP-1sigma, whose product is annotated as AP-1 complex subunit sigma-2. The transcript is spliced from 6 exons. The record is from RefSeq and is a predicted model, not a curated record. NCBI's taxonomy places the organism in Eukaryota, Metazoa, Arthropoda, Insecta, Coleoptera, Coccinellidae. Gene Ontology annotation, molecular function: clathrin-cargo adaptor activity. Gene Ontology annotation, biological process: intracellular protein transport; vesicle-mediated transport. Bases 161 to 625 code for a protein of 154 amino acids. Gene Ontology annotation, cellular component: intracellular membrane-bounded organelle; AP-1 adaptor complex; membrane coat.
CGUAUCUGUCAAAAAAAAGUGAAAUUGUCACCUGCACUAUCACCUGUAAUAUUUAUUUAACGAUUUGUUAAGUUUGUCAACUUCCAAUAUUUCCGAUAAAAACAUUCAUGCUUGAAUUCAAACUUUUCAUUUGAUUGAAAACGUAUAUAUUUUCAUCAAAAUGAUGCAAUUUAUGCUGCUGUUUAGUCGGCAAGGGAAGUUACGUUUACAAAAAUGGUACGUGGCACACCCUGACAAACUGAAGAAGAAAAUUACUAGGGAAUUGAUCACCACCAUACUUGCUCGAAAACCAAAGAUGUGUAGUUUUCUUGAAUGGAAAGACUUGAAGAUUGUCUAUAAAAGGUAUGCAAGUUUAUAUUUCUGCUGUGCUAUUGAACAAGAUGAUAAUGAAUUACUUACUUUGGAGGUGAUCCAUCGUUAUGUAGAGUUAUUGGAUAAAUACUUCGGUAGUGUUUGUGAGUUGGAUAUUAUUUUCAAUUUUGAAAAAGCUUAUUUCAUCUUGGAUGAAUUACUCCUUGGAGGGGAAAUUCAAGAAACAAGCAAAAAGAUUGUAUUGAAAGCUAUUGCUGCUCAGGAUCUUUUACAAGAGGGGACUAAUGCUUUUAUGUAUCAUAUAUCUUAUUAAACUGGGGAGGAAACACCACAAGGCUUCUUUGAUGACCAUGGACUGGGAUAAAUUCUAUGGGAAAGUGACAUCAUUGUCUUUUUUCUUACAGGGUUUAAAAUGUUCAUGAUGAAAGCAUUCUCCAAUAGUUUAGUAGAUUACAUAAACAAAAUUAAGCCCUUUCUCUUUUCUAACUCUGUAUUCAACAAUUUCAACUUUUAGCACUAUUUUUUUGGUUUUGUUUCAAGGUAAUAUUACUACACAUUUCAUUGAAUCGUACGAAUAACUUAGAUAAUACACAAGCUACUAUGGGGGCUAUUUUAUCCAUAGAUGUUGAUAUAGAUUUUAUCACUCUACUAAGACCAAAAUACUACGAACUUCUCUAUUUUUCUACCUUCCUAAUUGAACUUUUCUCUACAAGAAAAAGAAUUUUAUAUACAAUAUAGCACACUGGAUUUUCAUGUAUUAUAAUUGUAUUUUUCUCACUUGCUCACUAUUAAGAAUUUCAAGAAACACAUUUUAGCAUGACACCCUUUUCGGGAAUCGAUAUGUGCUUGAGUAAUUAUUAGAAGUGUUUCUGAAUAUUAGUUAACGAACAGUAUUAGUAAACGAUGUGUGCAAUAAUUUUAGGUGUCUUUUCUCUACUUUAUCAUUUUGUAUUACUUGACAAUCUACUUACUUGUUAUAUUGUUCAAUGAAACUAUUAUAUUAUC